Molecule: messenger RNA, 3070 nt
Organism: Maniola jurtina (meadow brown)
Lineage: Eukaryota; Metazoa; Arthropoda; Insecta; Lepidoptera; Nymphalidae
Exons: 6
Coding region: 911-3070 (719 amino acids)
Biological process (GO): phospholipid metabolic process; arachidonate secretion
Molecular function (GO): structural molecule activity; A2-type glycerophospholipase activity
Source: RefSeq, a predicted model, not a curated record
UCCAAACGCGCCCAAGUCUGAGAAGAGCCCACAACAAACUCAGCCUUUUAAGCCAGAUUAAAAACCAUCCUGCUUUAUACUGAAUUAUUAUUAUUGUCAGAUAUUAUCUGGUGAAUCUCAGCAUAUUGAUUUGUAUCAUCAUUCAUAAUAGAGCGAGUGAUAGUGUAAAGGGACCUUUACGGAAAUUUAAUGACAAAUCAUUUUUGCUUUAUUUAAACAAUCAAGCGAGAUGUUAAAGCAUCAUUGUGUUAUCCUGAAGCAAGGAAUCUGGUGGAUACUGAAAUGUCACGACAGAGUGCUGAAACGUUGUUCCCAUCAGAAGAUGAGUCGCCGCAGCAUUCGCCGCAGCCUGAGCCUGAAAAGAAAUCCAAGAAAAGGGCACAUGACAAAUUAAAAACCGGUGAACCAUCAAGUCCCACACCGACGCGUGUUGCGAAGAAAUCAAUGAAGUCCAUCAUCAAUCCCAUCGCACCGCCACCAAAAAAGAUCACUGCAUACGAUCUUUUCGGCACAGAUAGUGAAGAUGACGAGACUGAAGAGACCUCUACACCUACAGCAGGGGGUAAAAAAAUACAGCCUUUAGUUUCGUAUUUAACAAGAAGACUGGCUAACGGUCAUUCAAGACAAUCUUUCGAGGGUAAGACAGGAACGCACUUCAUUGACCUGAAAGUGUACCGGUGUGAUGAGGUCGAAAAUGUUCAGCCCGUAAAUAGAUGGCGUCAUGCCAUCAUAUGUGUUAAAAACCGCACGAAUGAAGAUACUGAGGCAUGGCGCCACUUAACAAACUUCAUCAUUGCGACACGAAAAGAGUAUAAAAAAUGCACUCCCACUUUUAUCAGCAACUAUUAUUAGAAAUUAUUCCACUACGUCACACAAUAUUCUUUUGAAAAAUUGUAUUGUCACAUAUGUUAUGAAAUUAAUAAACUUGUAUAAUGUUGUUGUUUUUUUUACAGUCACCCCUGCAUCAAAGCUAAGUCAGGUCAGCUUGGUGAGAUGUGAAAAUUGUCACGUUGAUAUACCUGAAAAUAGAUAUCAAUAUCACUUAAGAACUAAUUUACAUAAGUCGAAUUGUUUAUUGAAUACCAAAUAUAAUAACAUUGAAGUAAUUUCAACAGCUUUCAAAAAUAGAAUAAUAAGUUAUAAAUUAAGUCCUUUUGAGGAGUACCUCACACCCGAAUCGUUCCUAAUAGAUAACGAGAAAUAUGUUAUUAAAAUUAUAAACAACUCUUUGAAAAGAUUUCAAAGUGUUAAAUUAAACUUCGAGCUUUUUGUUUUCUUUUAUCUCUCUAAAACAGGAGAAAAACAGCUGAAGUCAUUUAACACAAAAUAUAGUAUCAUAUCUAAAGGUACUGAUGUUCAUGAAUUAUAUUUAAAAACAAUUAAUACGUUUGAAAAAAAAAUAUCUGAAUUUCAACAUCGCGAAUCUGGCUGGACUUGCGAAUCAAUGAGUCAUCUAGAAAUAAACAUAAAUAAGUAUUCUCCUUUCAGGGGUGGCUCUUACAUAGCUCUUCCGAAUGUAGUUAAAAAUACUAAAAGUUGCAUAAAUAUACGCAACAAUGACAAUCAUUGUUUUUUAUGGUCUAUAGUUGCUGCAUUAUUUCCACAAAAUAAUAAUGUUUGUAGAACUAGUUCGUAUCCACAUUACUCAGAAGUACUAAAUAUAGAUGGUAAUAUGUCAUUUCCACCAUCAUAUAAAGAUAUUAAAAUGUUUGAGAAAAUAAAUGAACUGAGUAUUAACGUUUAUGGAUUGGAUAAUAAACAUAAUGUAACUGGUCCUUUGUAUAUAACUACAGCAAGAAAAAGUAACCAUAUAAAUUUGCUGUACAUUCAGAAGAAUGGUAAAGGUCAUUACUGUUUAAUAAAAAAUCUUUUGAAGCUGGUAAAACGACAAGUAACUAAUCACACAAGUAACAUGUAUUUGUGUGAGUUAUGCUUACAGACUUUUACCAGUAAAACAAAAUAUACUUCUCACAAUUGUAAUGAAAUAUUGACUGAAUUACCAGCGAAAAAUAGUUAUUUACAAUUCAAAAACUAUGAAAGGCAACAAAAAAUUAAUUUUAUUAUUUAUGCUGACUUUGAAAGUAUUCUAAUGAAGUGUAACGAAAAUAAAUCUGAGAAUACUCGAUUAUAUGAAAUGCACCAACCGUCUUGUUUUGGUUACUAUAUUUGCUGUUCUCAUGAUCCUAAAUUAAAUAAAUAUGUUACAUACAAAGGAUCAGAUUGUGUGCAAGUAUUUAUGUGUAGCAGUGUCUUAAAUUGGUUUAUUAAUCAUUUGCCUUUUGAACUCCAUCUACCCGGAUAUAACUAUUGUGGACCAGGUACAAAAUCGUACAAAAAGAAAGGCAUUAACCAGUUGGACGAAUAUUGUAAAGAACACGACAUAGCCUAUCAGCAAUCAUCUGAUUUGAGUGAUCGGCAUAAAGCUGAUAUAAAACUGAUGAACAUGGCACGGAACCGCAUAACAGCAUCAGAUGCCAGCUUAGAAGAAAAGAUAGCAGAUAAAAAUAAAGCGAUGAUAGCGAAAGUUAAAUAUGGAGCCGGUUUAGGAAUUAACAAAGCAGCAAAAGAUAUAAGUGGUGGUGGAUUAAAGAAACAAUUGAAAUAUAUCAUAUCUCACACAAAUAAACAUCUUAAAAAAUUAAAACCAAAGGGUAAAAAUAUGGCGAUAAAGUUGGCAAUGGCAGCUGCUAAGGAACUAGCAACAAACACUACAGUGAAAGUAUCAGAUCGCGAAAGACUAACGUUGCUGAAAAUAUUAGAAAAAGACAAACCUAUUCAGUUAGCUUUCAGAAACUGGGAUUUAUAUGAAUAUGCAUUUUUGCCUAGAACUACAAAACAUUCUUGGGCAGUCAAAACUGUUUCACAGUUGGAAAAGCCUCGGUAUCACCGACCGUCCUCUGUGCAGGCCUGCAUGGAGGUCGAUGAAACACCGACGCACGUGUUCCUAGAGUGCACGGGCGUGGCAAAACAACGAAAACGCCAUUUGGGAUCCCCAACUUCACUUGAUGAAGCCCUCGGCGACCUGGGUGGUCUACUCGGUUUCUGGAGCGAGCUUGGAUGGCUGGAGUAA